Saimiri boliviensis boliviensis (Bolivian squirrel monkey) is the source of this 2716-nucleotide messenger RNA. RefSeq names its product RAS like family 12 (gene RASL12). Gene Ontology annotation, molecular function: GTPase activity; GTP binding. The record is from RefSeq and is a predicted model, not a curated record. Lineage: Eukaryota; Metazoa; Chordata; Mammalia; Primates; Cebidae.
GUGCAAACAUCCUUCCCCUCUAUCUCCCUAGCCCUGGGGAUCCCUCCCUCUGCUCCUUCCUGGCAGGGUCUGGGUACGCUCGGUAGGGUGACUGGCCAGGUCCUUGGGGCCGAGACCCGCGGUGGGGGCGCGGCUGGCCGGGGCUCCCUCCCCGCGCCGGGAGCCUAGUGAGCGCGUCCCCGCGGGGGGCUUCGCAGCCCUUACAAGGAGUUUGGUGGCGUUAGGGGCGGCCCCGCCCUCCGGGCUCCACCGGCCCCUCCUCCCCGCCGGGUGGCAGCCAGCUGGGCGCUCUACGCGGGGCCGAGGGCGCGGACGCCGACGGGGCCGGACCCGCGCGCGCCAGGGAAGUCCGCGUCCCGCUCUCCAGGGCCCCGACGGGCGGGCGCGCUGCACUGGGCCCAGCGGCCGCCCACCUGCGUGGCUCUCCAGGGCGUCGCCAUGUCCUCGGUGUUUGGAAAACCCCGCGCGGGCAGCGGGCCGCAGAGCGCGCCCCUCGAGGUCAACCUGGCCAUCCUGGGGCGCCGAGGGGCCGGCAAGUCCGCCCUGACUGUGAAGUUUCUGACCAAGAGGUUUAUCAGCGAAUACGACCCCAACUUGGAGGACACCUACAGCUCCGAGGAGACUGUGGACCACCAGCCCGUCCACCUGAGGGUCAUGGACACUGCAGACCUGGACACCCCCAGGAACUGUGAGCGCUACCUGAACUGGGCCCAUGCCUUCCUGGUGGUGUACAGCGUCGACAGCCGCCAGAGCUUCGAGGGCAGCAGCAGCUACCUGGAGCUGCUCGCCUUGCAUGCAAAGGAGACACAGCGCAGCUUCCCUGCCCUGCUGCUGGGCAACAAGCUGGACAUGGCCCAGUACAGGCAAGUCACCAAGGCAGAGGGCGUGGCCUUGGCAGGCAGGUUUGGGUGCCUGUUUUUCGAGGUCUCUGCCUGUCUGGACUUUGAGCACGUGCAGCACGUCUUCCACGAGGCAGUUCGAGAGGCACGGCGGGAGCUGGAGAAGAGUCCCCUGACCCGGCCCCUCUUCAUCUCCGAGGAUAGGGCCCUGCCCCACCAGGCCCCGCUCACCGCCCGCCAUGGGCUGGCCAGCUGCACCUUCAACACACUCUCCACUGUCAGCCUGAAGGAGAUGCCCACCGUGGCCCAGGCCAAGCUGGUCACCGUGAAGUCAUCCCGGGCCCAGAGCAAGCGCAAGGCACCUACCCUGACCCUCCUGAAGGGCUUCAAGAUCUUCUGAGGACCCCUCCCCAGGAACCCUGGGCUCGGUGGCUGGACAGGCCCUCAGCAGGACAGGGGCUGGCUUCUUACCACCAGCCUUUCCCUCUGAUGGACAGCAGACCCCGCCUCCAGCACCAAGACGUGUCUCUACAUUCAGUUCCCUGUGUGAGCUGGAGUGGCAGGCAGGGAUGCUGCUCUGUUCCCUCCAGGCCUUGCUCUUCAUGGUAACCACCACAUCUGUGGCCCUGGAGGAAAACAGCCACUGCGACAACCCAGAGCCUUGGGGUCAGCCUUAAGUAGGAAGAAAUUGCAGUGCCCAUCCUGCUGCCAUCAGCCUUUCCUGCUCCAGCUGCAGUUGGGCCAGCUGUGGCCCUUCAUGGACGGUCUGGGUGGACAGCUCUGUCAGUGUCGGGCCUAACAGUCUGCAGAAUGAUAGCUCUGGGGUCCUUGUGCCACCUGGUGGACGGGAAAGGCAGGGCGGCUGCAGUUUCAGAGGCCAGAGCCAGGCCCUCCUGUCAUCUGCUGACUUCACAGAAGGCCCAGGCUACAAAUUCCACAGUUUAUCCAAGGAAGGUCUAGUUAAAAUAAUCCAAUGGGCCACCUGGGCGGGGCAAAGGGGUCCCAGGAAGGAGGGUAAAAGGGAGGGGGCUGUCCAAUGUAAGGAACCCCAGAGUUCUUUCACCAGCAGAGUCCCCAUGUUUUCCCACUGUUAUGGACUCUGUCCAUAGAACCUCAGGGCCAGCUCCCUCAAGUUUAAUGAUCAGGCUGAAGAAGAAAGUUGUCACUCCAGUGAGUUACCCAGGGCUCCAGGGAGCCCACAGCAGCAUCAGACCCAUCCAGGGGCUACAGGGCAUGCCCCCUUACAGGUGGAAAAACAGUAUUGCUGUUUGUCUUCUGGUUUGGCAGGACCCAGGACCCUCAGCAAUGGGUCUGAGUGUUCAAAGCGGAUAGCAGAAUACCAUGGCUCAGCCAUGGGAUCAGGACACUCCUUUGGGAUCCCACCAUUGGCAAGGAAAGGCCCUCCGAGGCAGGCAGUGUGGUAGUUAGCUGAUUUUGUUUACCACACACCAAGUCCAAAGGAAGUGUUGCACAGAUUCUUAGCAGAUAAGUAGGGAAAGGAGAGGGCCCUGGUGUGUGGAAGGAUUGGGAAGGGGAUUCUGAGCCUGGAAUCCUGUCCCUUCCUCUCUUAGCAGUCUCAAGACUGCUGUUGGAUUGCAAACAGCGUCUCUGACCCAGUCUUCAGCCUCAUUCUGUAAAUGGAGGAGCUGAGGUCAGAGUGGGCUUGUGAACUGUUCAAGACCACAUGCUUAGAGUCCUAGCCAGGCUUCCUGAUGCACAGGCCAGAUAUAGAUACAGAUUUUGCACUUUUGCUCCAAGCCACUUGUGUGUGUGUGUGUGUGUGUGUGUGUGUGUGUACGUGUGUACCACUGCCAUCUGAACAAACUGCAAUACCACCCGCUCACUUCCAGGACCAUUUUAAUAAAAGAUUUUUUUAA